Molecule: messenger RNA, 5383 nt
Organism: Priapulus caudatus
Lineage: Eukaryota; Metazoa; Priapulida; Priapulimorpha; Priapulimorphida; Priapulidae
Product: solute carrier organic anion transporter family member 4A1-like
Exons: 10
Coding region: 286-2379 (697 amino acids)
Biological process (GO): transmembrane transport; sodium-independent organic anion transport
Cellular component (GO): membrane
Molecular function (GO): protein binding
Source: RefSeq, a predicted model, not a curated record
GCGAUAGGUUGCAAGCACCUCUAGCAGUAGCAAGCAAACACUGCGAAGGCCGUAGGGUUCGUGCUGAGCCGAUGAGAGAGAGAGAGAGAGAGUCGUCCCUCCACACAGAGCGUAUAUCAGUGUGAGGUUGGGUCGGCAGUACGUGAGAAGGGUUGGAAGGCAUCGUACGUGGCAGCUGCAGUGAAGAGUUGACACCGUCUCCAGCUGUUACGCAAGAAUCGUCGCUGGCAGCGAGACGCCCCUCCACUCGUGCCGACGCUGCUCCGAUGAAGCACACCCGCGACAAUGUCUAGCAAACGCCCGCAGCGGCUGCAGACGAGCGAGUCUGCGAAGAGCCUCGACGACAAUGAGCACGCGAACCCGACCGUCUGCGGCAUCGAGAUGAAGGGCGAGCACGAGGACUCGCCGUACGGAUGGGGGCGGCUGCAGCCGUCCUGCUUGCAGGGCAUGCGCAGCGUCAAGUGGUUCCUCUUCUGGAUCUGCUGGGCCGGCGCGCUGCAGGGCAUGAUCGUCAACGGGUUCGUGAACGUCGUCAUCACGACGGUGGAGAAGCGCUUCUCGCUGAGCGGCGCCGAGGCGGGCCUCAUCGCCAGCUGCUACGACAUCGCGUCCGUCAUCUGCGCGCUGCCCGUCAGCUACUUCGGGGCGAACGCGCACCGGCCGCGCUGGCUCGCUCUCGGCACGAUCGUGAUGGGCAUCGGCGCGUUCGUCACCAGCCUGCCGCACUUCCUGACGGCGCGCUACGAGCCGAGCGUGGCGGCGGUGAACGGCAGCGACAGCCUGUGCGUGCUCGGCGGCAACGCGACGGACGUCUGCGACGAGGCGGACGCGUCGCUGCGCGGCUACAAGUACGUGUUUUAUCUCGGCCAGCUGCUGCACGGCGCCGGCGCGUCACCCUUCUACACGCUCGGCAUCGCCUUCCUCGACGACAACGUGCGGCCGAAGCUCGUGUCGCUCUACGUCGGAAUCUACUAUACGAUGGCACUACUGGGGCCAGCACUGGGUUACAUGCUUGGUGGUUUACUGCUGGCCAUCUACACUGACGCACCCAGCGUCGACCCGGCAGACCUUGGGCUGACGCCACAGAGCUCGGCCUGGGUCGGUGCCUGGUGGAUUGGCUUCUUCAUCUGCUCGUUCAUCUGCUGGCUCGCCGCGAUUCCGAUGCUCGGCUACUCUCGAGAACUACCAGGUGCCGCCGCCGCGCGGGCCGAGCGCAUCUCCGAGGUUCACAAGAAGGGCGACGACGACGAGGUGACGCGCAGCGGGUUCGGAACGUCGUUCCGGGACAUUCCGAUUGCCUUCACGAACCUCCUGCGUAAUCCGACGUUCAUGUUCCUCAACCUCGCAGGCGCGACGGAAGGUAUGCUGGUUGCAGGCUUUGCCACCUUCAUGCCCAAGUACGUGCAAUUCCAGUUCGCACUCACCGCUAGCUUUGCAGCGAUUCUCAUGGGUUUCAUCGUCGUGCCAGCAGGUGGUGGUGGAACGUUUCUCGGCGGUUACAUAAUCAAGAAACUGCAGAUGAACUGUGAAAAGAUCGUACGGUUCUGCGCCAUCGUCUGCAUGUCUGCAGUGCCUCUAACACUCGCCUUCCUCGUCCAGUGUCCUCAGGGACAUAUAGGUGGCUUCAACGCCCCUUAUCUGAAUUGUUCGUUGUUGACAGAACCGAACGUAACGGCGGCAUGCAACAUAGACUGUGGCUGCCAGUCGGAGCAGUACAGCCCGAUAUGUGGCAUCGAUGGAGUGACGUACUACUCGGCCUGUUACGCGGGCUGCACGACCACGUUUACAGAGAACGGCACCAAGCAAAAGCUAGCAGUUACAACAAGAAACGUUUUUUUCUUUAGGUGUGUUGCACCGACACAGCGAGCAUUUGCACUUGGAAACCAGUGGCUGUAUAUAAGGUUACUUGGCACCAUCCCGGCGCCGGUGAUCUUCGGAUCGCUCAUCGACAUGACGUGCUCGUGGUGGUCGGACAACUGCGACGAGGAAAGCAGCGGCUCGUGCUACUUCUACGACAACCAUCAGAUGUCGAUGAACAUGCUCGCGAUGGCCAUUGUCGGCAAGAGCGCGUCGACGCUCUUCUUCUUCCUCUCGUGGUUCCUCUACCAGCCGCCGAGCCCGCACGACGACACGGUGGGCAUGCGCAGCGUCAAGACGGACGAGCGCAGCCUCACAAACCCCAAUUACGACGCGAGCGCGAGCAACCUGGAUGGCGUGAGCCGCGCGAGCAGCGGCUACGAGACGGGCACGGCCGUGACGCUGCGCGCAGACAGCGACGGCGACAUCGUGUACGCGGGCGUCGCCAUCAUCGGCAACGGCGACGCGACGAGAGCGAACGGCGCGCCGCCGCCGCCGGCGGCGGAAGUCACGAGGUUCUAGCCGGGGAUGGACGGGUGGUUUACCAGCAUCUGUCACCAAGGCUUCAAGGCUUCAGUUGACAAUGUUCUAGCUGGGAAGGACAGGUGGUUUACCAGCAUCUGUCACCAAGUCUUCAACUAUCACUAAGGUUUCAGUUGACAAUGUUCUAGCUGGCGAAGGGCAGGUGGUUUACCGGCAUCUGUCACCAAGGCGGCAAGUCGAUCUCCAGUUGACAAUGUUCUAGCCGGGGAGGCAGUGGUUUACCAGCAUCUGUCACCAAGUCUUUAACUGUCACCAAGGCUUCAAGGUUUCAGUUGGCAAUAUUCUAGCUGGGGAGGUGGGUGAUUUAUCAGCAUCUAUCCCCAAGGCUUCAACAGUCACCAAGGCAUCAGUUGAUGACGUCUAGCCGGGGAAGCCGGUGGUUUACCAGCAUCUGUUACCAAGUCUUCAACUGUCACCAGGGAUUCAGUUGACAAUGUUCUAGCUCGGGAAAGCAGGUCAUUUACCAACUUCUGUCACCAAGGCUUCAACAGUCACCAAGGCGUCAAGGCAUCAAUUGACAAUGUUCUAGCCAGGAGGAGAGCAGGGGGUUUACCAGACUCAGUUACCAAGGCUUCAGAGCUUCAUGUCAGCAGGCAUUAGCGAAGAGGCGAGUAGCUUGAGACUGCUGCCAUCCUACUGGGAAGCAAGUAGUUUGAGACUGUCGCCAUCCUACUGAGAAGCAUGUAAUGUGAGACUUCCACCAUUUAUUGUGUAAGCUUUCGGCUGUCGUCACCAGACUGUGGCUGGUAAGGUGGGAGUUUAAGGUUGUCGCCGUCCUAUUGUGUGGGCUUUCUUUACAUAACGAGGCCUGUCCAACAGCACGUGAUUUUGGUAGAUACUGACGUCAGCUACUUCGCUGAGAAACUAGAGUAGAUGGAGAUUUACUGAAAUACGUUGUGGCCUCGAUGGUGAUAGCUGUCUUAGUAUUAAAAUUGCGUUGUUAUAAAAUGCAAUCUAGAUGUCUUUUUAUAUCAGAGUAUCCGAGCAUCAUUCCAUGUGUUUGUUCGUUGUAAAAAGAGUGGUUUACUUCAACUUCAUGCAUGGCAAAGUUAAAGGUAACGUUUUAAAUUUGAAACGUUGUCGUCAGUCGUGGGAGCGAGUGAGAUCGAGGUACGGCUAGAUGUCCGAUUUGUGUUUGCAUGUGUGCUCACACAUUCACUCGUGCAUAUAGUUACCCUGCAAUUGUUGAUGUGUUUUCAGAGACGUCCAUAAAUGGUAACCGAUGUACCAGCCUUUAUAUAUUAGUGCCAAUGUAGUAAUCUAUAGAUAUAUAAUGUCAAAGAGUAUUUUUAGUUCUAGAAAACGUGAGCGUUCUACUGUUAUCUGUUUCUUUAGUAUUAUUUGCUCGUACGUUAUAAUGGCAUAUAACCAUGCUUCCUACAAUACAUAUCUAUGCAGUGAUAAUAUCAAGAGUGAAUAAUAUUUAUAAUAAUAGAUCUAUUCACUCCUGAUAAUAUGUAAUGUAUAUGUAAAUUUGUUAGCAUUUGUCUAUGUUAAACUCGGUUCCGUGUAUGUGCACAAAUUGAUUUAUGCACAACAAUAUUUAGUGGAUUUGGGUAUGAUUGGAAUAUGCUAUGUGUAUUUUAUAGCAGGUCAUACGUUUUUGUUAAUAUUAGUAGUAAUAACUAAAUGAACACAAGCCGCCCGGUGGGUCAAUAAGGGGUUAUUUCGUGCAUAUUCGGGUGCAGGCGAGAUACGUAGCUGCAUAUGCAUGAUCCAUGUGCAAGGGUGUAUAUACAGUAAUCAUAGUUACACCUAACAAGAGAAAUGGUUUCAACAGGGUAUAACAGAAGAUAUUAAUUCUCUUGUUGGCUGCAUAAAUGAUAAAACAUAUUCGUAGAGAAAUGUGGUCGAUUAUAUCGACUACUGAUACGCCUCAUGGUCUAAUGACACAGGCUAUUCAUAUAGAAUUUGUUGUUUGUACAUAUAUUUUCCUAAUAUUAUGAUUAUAAGAUUUUCGAUUAUAUCAAUGCAAUAAUUAGUGGUUUUGACAUUUUGCAGUAAUCCCAUGUUAAAAAUAUUGCAAUGUGUUUUGCCCUAUAUAUAUGUUACAUUAUAGAACAGCCUUGUUUUUUGAAAAGGCAUAUUGUCUAGUAUUUUGUUAAUUUCUGUUUGUAGGCAAUUUUGUGUUAUGUUAUGGCAUGCUAUUUAGCAUCCAAUGUUCACAUGUAAUGAGUUAAUUCGUAUACGAUAAUUUUUAAUUGAACAUUUCAGAAGACAAUGUAAGCGUUAUCUUAUCAUUUUGAUAAUAAUUUCAUAAACAAGUCUGUUUUCGAUCCUGCAGUGCAGAAUUGUUACCUGUGGUUGUGUAUGACCUAGUCCAAUUAUAUUAUGAUUCAGUCAUGAAUAGGAAACGUUUUAUUCGUUAAAAUACACUAUUAGCAGCAGAGAUGUCACGCAUUAUAAUAUAGACACCAUUCCAAAUAUGCUGUUUUGUUGUGAUAUCUGAUGACCUUGGUUGUCAAGAUGUAUCAGAACUAGUGCCUUUAUGUCAACAAAACGACGUAAAACAUAAUAAUGCUGAUGUUAGUCUGCGUUAUCCAUUUGCCCCAACUAUAGAAGUGUAUAGAUAGACCUGUCUAUUAGGUCUAUUUAGUAUAUUAUUUCCAUGGUCCUUACCGACCAUACCGUUUUGUCAGUGGAAUAUUGCAGGCUUUAUGGUUACACUGUUACAUUAUUACUGCUAUAUAACAAGUGUUUUUGCAUGUCGACCUUUGUAUGUACAGCCAUGCAAUUGUAGUCUGGUUAGCUCAAGCUAUUCAAAGAUGUUAAACUGCCAAUUACUCUUUGCUCAAUGUUUGUUGAUACAAAUACAGUUAAUACAGUGUAAUAGCCUGUAAUUAUAAGGGUGUUUUGUUAAACAGUCACAAUAUAACGCAUGAGUUAUAUCAAGCGUGUGUAAAACUCAGGCUAUCACUGGUCUGCAAAAGGAUGGUCAAUGGGCAUACAAUCAUGUUGAAUAAACACAACCUAUGCAAAGUUA